This is a messenger RNA of Lepus europaeus (European hare), 1508 nucleotides long. Its product is annotated as U8 snoRNA-decapping enzyme-like. The coding region runs from base 1 to 576 and encodes 191 amino acids. Gene Ontology annotation, molecular function: phosphodiesterase decapping endonuclease activity; snoRNA binding. NCBI's taxonomy places the organism in Eukaryota, Metazoa, Chordata, Mammalia, Lagomorpha, Leporidae. Gene Ontology annotation, biological process: sno(s)RNA catabolic process; mRNA catabolic process. The record is from RefSeq and is a predicted model, not a curated record. Gene Ontology annotation, cellular component: nucleus. The transcript is spliced from 3 exons.
AUGGCCCUGCCCGGCAAGGUGGAGCUGGCCGAGGCCCUGGCGCUGGGGCCCGGCUGGCGGCAUGCGUGCCACGCCAUGCUCUACGCGCCAAACCCGGCCUUGCUCUUCGGCCGCAUCCCGCUGCGCUACGCCGUGCUGAUGCAGAUGCGCUUCGACGGGCGCCUGGGCUUCCCGGGCGGCUUCGUGGACGCGCGGGACGGCUGCCUGGAGGACGGGCUGAACCGGGAGCUGCGCGAGGAGCUGGGCGAGGCGGCGUCGGCCUUCCGCGUGGAGCGCGCCGACUACCGCAGCUCGCACGCCGCGGCCGGGCAGCGCGUCGUGGCGCACUUCUACGCCAAGCAGCUGGAGCUGGAGCAGCUGGCGGCCGUGGAGGCCGGCGCCCCGCAGGCCAAGGACCACGGGCUGGAGGUGCUGGGCCUGGUGCGGGUGCCCCUGUACACCCUGCGUGAUGGUGUGGGAGGCCUGCCCGCCUUCCUGAAGAAUUCCUUUAUUGGCACUGCCCGGGAGCAGCUACAGGAAGCCCUCCAGGACUUGGGACUGCUGGAAUCUGGCUCUGGCUCUGACUCAGGGCCAUAGACCUCAGUAGACACCACCCUCCCUGGAAGCCUGGAACCCGAGGUGAAGACGUGGGUUCUGGGAGUGCAGGGCGGGGACAGGGGACGGUUUUCCCCUCUGUGCCUGAGAGAUGAGAAGUGAGACCAGAUUAAAAGAAGGAGAUGUGUGUGCAGUACCCUGUGAGCAUCCAACUCAUGACAUCAGAGGCAAAGACACAGUGCAGCCCUGUGCCCUGCCCGAUGCCCAGAGCCUGCCAGCACCCUGUGCAUGUGCACACAGAUGACCUGGUACCCACAGGCAUGCACGUGCCCACACAGCCUGCCAUCUUCACCCCAUUGCGCCCAGGAUAACUUUGAAUCAGAAAGUGGCACCAGGGGCUGGUGGUCACUAUACCUUGCUCUUUGUUGGGGUGGGAAGAGCUAUGAAGGAAAUGAAUGUCUCUUCCCAAACUCCCACCUGGCUGCUCCCCUGGGUGUAGCCCGCCCAUGUUUCUUGGGGAGGACAGAGGCAGACGACUGUGUGUUCUCUGAAAGUGGUCCCAGUCUUACCUGAGUGUCGGCCAAAGCAGAGGGCCAUGAGAGAGAGAGAGCUGUUCCCUUCCCUUUUCUUCCCCAGAAUCAGCAGAAGGGGUCAAGAAGUGGGUGGGUCUCCUUAGACUGACCUGAACUUAAGGCCUCUGGAGUCCUGGUUCCUCUCCUCCAGGGCUGUCAUCUUUGGGGCCCCUUAGGCCCUGGAGGAUCAGAAGGGAACCUGACCCAGUUCCUGUCUAGCCCUGCCCUGCCCCAAGAACCUCCCAGGAGAGGAGGACAAAUUGUUGGGUUUGGAGGCACUCAGUCUUAUAACAGACAUGUAUUGUACUCCUCCUAAAUGCCAGUUGCUCUGAAAGGUAUCUCAGAAACCUGUAGGCCUUGCCAUUUAAGACUCUAGAGCAGGAUCAGCAAUGUUGUGUUUGA